GCUAGACUUUAACUCUACUAAACACCUUUGGGAUGAAUUGGAUCAUUCAGAUAAUUUGGUAACACUUUACUAUAAGUUCCAUUUGUUAAAAUUAGUUAACUGCAUUAGUUAACAUGAACUUACAAUGAAAAAUACUUUAAUAAAAUAUGAAAAGCAUUUAUUAAUCUUAGUUCAUGAUAAUUUCAACAUUUACUAAUACAUUAUUAAAAUCAAAAGUUGUAUCUGUUCUAUCUGAAUCUGUUGUAAAGAAAUAAUAGGAGCAAAACCACAAAAUUAUUUUAAAAAUGUAGUGCAAAAUUUUAACACAAGAGUGUAAGCUGACCAACUCCCUAUUAACUCCAAUGGUUUUGUAAUUGGGUGUGGCAUUAGGGUGUCCACAUUCUUUUGGCCAUGUAGUAUGUAAGGAUUUAAUUGACGGCAUGAGUAUGUUGCUACAUUCGUUUUUAUAUUAAUAUUAACCACAUUACUAAAACAGUUCCUAAAGGGAAAAAAAAAAAAAAAAACCCACUCGCAGACAUUGCUAAGAUCCAAAAUCAACAGAACCGAACACAACAAAAAACAUGUACACAUAUACAUAUAUAAAAUAAAAUAAAAAUAAAAUGCAUUAAAGUUUCAUAUGAGUGUAAUGAUGGGUCGACAGAAUGUGGAUCCAUUUGCAGCUAGUUUAUUAAAAGUACUUACAGAGUAGACAGGGCAAAGGCAGAGGCAUAAACAGUAACAGGCAAUGGUCGGGGCAGGCGGCAGACAAACAGAGUCAGGGUACAGGCAAGGAUCAGGGCAGGUAGCAAACAAUCACAGUCCAGGAAACAGGCAAAGAUCAGGGUAGGCAGCAAAGGGUCGCAGGGAAUAAACAGUCCAAUCGGUAACAGAUAAACAGUCCACAGAAAAACGCUCAGAAAUGAUCACCUCGGCAAAUCAAGACUUCGCGGUGAGGUGGUGUGUGUGUAAGUCCUUUAUAGUCCAGGUAAUGAUUUGCAGGUGUGUGUGGCACUUGGUGAUUGGUGUGGAGUGUGCAGGUGAUUGGAAGGGAGGAUUAUGGGAAAUGGAGUCCAGGAACUGACAGGAACAGACAGUGAUCGUGACAUAACGCCCCCCUUCCGGAAGGCGCGUCCUCGCGGCGUAAAUGGCACAGAUAGGGAGGGGGGGUGGGUACAUUGGAGACCUGUUGGCAGACGGGAAUGGGGUCUCCAAUGCAGGUCCAGGAACUCGGGCAGCCACGGCGGGUCAGGUGCCACGGGCAGCCACGGCGGGUCAGGUGCCACGGGCAGCCACGGCGGGUCAGGUGCCACGGGCAGCCACGGCGGGUCAGGUGCCACGGGCAGCCACGGCGGGUCAGGUGCCACGGGCAGCCACGGCGGGUCAGGUGCCACGGGCAGCCACGGCGGGUCAGGUGCCACGGGCAGCCACGGCGGGUCAGGUGCCACGGGCAGCCACGGCGUGUCGGGAGGCCACGGCAGGUCAGGAGUGUCGGGAGGCCACGGCAGGUCAGGUGGCUUGGGCGCCCACGGCAGGUCAGGUGGCUUGGGCGACCACGGCAGGUCAGGUGGCUUGGGCGACCACGGCAGGUCAGGGUCCGUAGCUGGCCACAGCAGUUCACAGGCGGUUGAAGGCCGUGGGCGUGUAAGGUCCCCACCCGCAAGCUCAAGCAAUUCGGAGGCCGCUGAUGAUCGCGGCCGUGCAGGGUCCCCACCCACAAGCUCCCCACCCUCAGGUAUAUGGCCCCCCCCCAAAAAGUUCUUGGGGAAUUCAACGGAGGCCGUGGCGGUUUCGUGGGUAAGGAGCUCGGGUGGCGCCGGCAGGGCGAGGAGUUCGGGUGGCGCCGGCAGGGCGAGGAGCUCGGGUGGCGCCGGCAGGGCGAGGAGCUCGGGUGGCGCCGGCAGGGCGAGGAGCUCGGGUGGCGCCGGCAGGGCGAGGAGCUUGGUGCCGGCCUCCGUGGCUGUAUCAGGAAGAGCGGAUUGCUCUGGGACGGCAGCGGGCUGCUCUGGGACGGCAGCGGACUGCUCUGGGACGGCAGCGGGCUGCUCUGGGAUGGCCUCCGGGCCUACAGCGGGCUCUGGGAAGGCCUCCGGGCCUUGAGGGCUGGAGGAAGCCUUCUUCCUCCUCCUCCUCCGUUUGAAUGGUUGAGGCGGUGGCUCUGUGCCUACCUCCUCGGUGGGCGCUGCAGCGGGCUCACGGGGUGGAGCGGACUCACUGGCUGGGACGACCCCUAUGUUCCCAGACACUGGCGGGGCGGCCAUCUUGCCCGUGGGCACUGGCAAAGCAGCCAUCUUGUCCAUAGCAUCCCGAGAGGUUGAGUGCGUCGCAACCGGUGAGCUUGAGUGCGUCGCAACCGGCGAGCUUGAGGGCGUAGCAACCGGCGCGUUUGAGUGCGUAGCAACCGGCGAGCUUGAGUGCGUAGCAACCGGCGAGCUUGAGUGCGUAGCAACCGGCGAGCUUGAGUGCGUAGCAACCGGCGAGCCUGAGUGCGUUGCAACCGGCGGGCUUGAGUGCGAGGCGGCCGGCGGGUUUGAGUGCGAGGCGGCCGGCGGAGGUUUAGGAAUGCCAGCCGCUCGUGCUGAAGUCAGCGGUGGAUCAGCCACACUGGAACGCAACCCUCUCCGCUUCCGGACAGAUCCAGAGACGUGACGUGAUUCUAGACGGUCAACGGAGAUUUGACUUGGCUCUGGAAGAUCAGCGGAGACAUGAUGUGAUGAUGUUGUGGCCGCCAUUUUAUGAAUGCUCUCUGUAGAGGCAGCCAUUACAUGAGGGGAUGAGGUGUCGCGUUCCUCCGCGACACCCACGGUAAAGCUAGAGCCACUCAUCUGUAAUGCCAGAUCUAUAUAUUGUUCUAGCGUCCCAUCAGGGUCAUGCAAUGGCAUGAUGGAACGGAGCGGAUCAGACAGUCCCCCGCGAAAGAAUAUCAUGAGGCAUACAGUGUCAAAGGUGGUUAAGUGUGCCAGUUCAAUAAAGUCCUUGACAUAGUCCUCUACCGUUCUGUCUCCUUGACGGAGACACAUUAACUGGACGGAUGGACUCAUGUUAGCUGAGACAGGAACACUCACGGUAGCUGCUGGAUCUUGUGUGGGCGAAGUCUUCUGUAAUGAUGGGUCGACAGAAUGUGGAUCCAUUUGCAGCUAGUUUAUUAAAAGUACUUACAGAGUAGACAGGGCAAAGGCAGAGGCAUAAACAGUAACAGGCAAUGGUCGGGGCAGGCGGCAGACAAACAGAGUCAGGGUACAGGCAAGGAUCAGGGCAGGUAGCAAACAAUCACAGUCCAGGAAACAGGCAAAGAUCAGGGUAGGCAGCAAAGGGUCGCAGGGAAUAAACAGUCCAAUCGGUAACAGAUAAACAGUCCACAGAAAAACGCUCAGAAAUGAUCACCUCGGCAAAUCAAGACUUCGCGGUGAGGUGGUGUGUGUGUAAGUCCUUUAUAGUCCAGGUAAUGAUUUGCAGGUGUGUGUGGCACUUGGUGAUUGGUGUGGAGUGUGCAGGUGAUUGGAAGGGAGGAUUAUGGGAAAUGGAGUCCAGGAACUGACAGGAACAGACAGUGAUCGUGACAAUGAGGUUUGCGGUUUAAAUUUUUAAAAAGUGACUUAUUUUCUAGCAAUAAACUUCAAUUCAGUAGACAAAGGCCAAAAAAAUAUAUCAAAAACUAGAAACAUCUGUUUUUUGGCACAAAGACAGAAAACCAUUUUGGAGAACAGGAUUGAGGCAGUCUUAAACCUUCGUCUCCAACAUUUGAA
Molecule: messenger RNA, 3722 nt
Organism: Ctenopharyngodon idella (grass carp)
Lineage: Eukaryota; Metazoa; Chordata; Actinopteri; Cypriniformes; Xenocyprididae
Product: PE-PGRS family protein PE_PGRS5-like
Exons: 2
Coding region: 1036-2076 (346 amino acids)
Source: RefSeq, a predicted model, not a curated record